GUAUCGAACGACCUCUACAGCUGACACUUCAACGUCAACUCUAUUUUGUCGUCCAAUAUCCGACCAAUGUUAAAUACCGUCAUGAUCGUAAUCAUGAUCACGAUCACGCUCCCCCGACGAUAAUGAUACCACCACCACCAGCAGUACGACGUAGACGACGACGGAAUAGAGAAAGAGAGCCCACAGAAGAGCUUAUCACCGCCGAACCAACCCGUCCUUACGAAGACCUACAAAAACAAGACAUG
Acaulospora morrowiae is the source of this 245-nucleotide messenger RNA. NCBI's taxonomy places the organism in Eukaryota, Fungi, Glomeromycota, Glomeromycetes, Diversisporales, Acaulosporaceae. The record is from the annotation of a GenBank genome assembly.